UUCCCUACACAUUAUUAACAAGUUUGAAGAUCAAAAUUAUAAAGGAUCGCCAUCGAUCGCCCACAUUGCUAUUUGAUUUCGACGACCUUCCUGCUAUAUUAUCAUUUCCAGGAUGAAAAAAUCAAUGAGCGCAUACAUCAGAAAAUUUCUUUUAUGCACUGCUGGGACUGCCGCCGCUCCCAACUUUCAAAUCCGCGUUGAUGUGCACGAAGAAUAUGCCAAUGCCUUUAGGACCGAAUCAUACAAUGAGUUCUGGACACGUGUCCUGGCAUUGUCAGAUGAAAAUUCUGCCACGUAUAUUCCAGUCGAGACAUCCACAGCGGCUCGCCUUCCGUCGUAUCGCCUGUUCGUGGAACAUCUUUUGGAUCCAGACCAACCCACAGUCACCCGGAUCCUUGCAUUGGCUCACAACCCACCCGCCGCCCACUCUCUUCUAACCCAAUAUUUCAACCAAACAGCCAACGCCUCUCUCUUAUGUGGCUCUUUACUAAAGGAUAUUGACCAUACACGUGUCAAAUACAGCUCUCUCAAAAUCACCCUCCAAUCUAUGGGCACCACGCCCUUAUCACCCGAAAAGCAUUUCCGGAUACUUUUAACCCGAAUAACCGAAUUCACCAACUCCCUCAACCCAUGUCACUGGUCCGCUCCUUCUCCCACCCAGGUUCGAGCCACACAAGCCGAUUGCUCCAAUUUGCUCAAGAAGCUGGAGUCAAGCCGCGACAGGGCUAAAUCCAAGCUGCAAAUGAGAAGUAGACUAAAACACGGCUCGGCUUUAUUCCUCGUGGCUUUAACAGCUUCACUUACAGUGAUCCUUGCAACUCAUGCUUUGGCUUUGGUAGUGGCUGCUCCAAGUCUUAUAAAGGCUUCAUUGGAUGUGGCUUCUAGCAGGAGGCUAGCUAGAGUGAUGUCUCAGCUUGAUAUGGCUGCAAAGGGGAGCUACAUUCUUAGUAGAGAUCUAGAAACCAUUAGCCGGCUGGUGGCUCGACUAAACGAUGAGCUAGAGCAUAUGAGGGCGACAGUUAAGUUUUGGGUUGAUAGAGGAGAGGAAUGGAUCCGGGUCCAAGCCAAUGGGGAAGUGAUGCGCCGGCUGAAGAAGAAUGAUUGCAGCUUUAGCGAGCAGCUAGAUGAAGCGGAGGAGCAUUUGUACUUGUGCUUCAUGACAAUUAAUAGAGCAAGAAACCUUGUCCUUAGAGAGAUAUUGGACCCGGGUCAACCCAUCAAGGCACCCAAUCUUCUCUCAAAAUAGUAUAUAUAAUUUACUUUAUUCAUAAUUGCAAAAUAAGACUGUAAAAUUAGUUGGGCCAUGUUUUUGAUGACCGAAAUUUUGGUUCGUUGGCGGUAUA
Molecule: messenger RNA, 1343 nt
Organism: Hevea brasiliensis (rubber tree)
Lineage: Eukaryota; Viridiplantae; Streptophyta; Magnoliopsida; Malpighiales; Euphorbiaceae
Product: UPF0496 protein At3g49070
Exons: 2
Coding region: 113-1246 (377 amino acids)
Source: RefSeq, a predicted model, not a curated record